UGGGAUGUGAUGAAUAGUAAGGAGUCUCCGGAAUGUAAAGUGUAAAUAACAGCUACGACAAAUAGGCAAGGCUUCUCAUUACACUAUUGUAGUGAGGGAGGGUGUCAGCAUCGGGUUUCACUUUAAAUUCACUUAGAACCUCCGCAGUAAUUCACAAGUAGGACGCCUUCAGCCAAGCAGUGAGCACCAAAUUGAGGGUGGUUGGCGGACACCAUGGAGAUUUCAUCAGUGGCAGAAAAUCAUGCAAUUUACAAUAAUUUUGACGCAAGAAAGUACCUGGAUAAGUUUUAUGCAAUAGAUGAAGACGAGGAGAUGACCAAAGAGUCAAGUUUCCUGCUCACAUUUAUGAAAAAUGUGUUUUCAUCAGGUCGUGUGGAAGGCAAUAGUCUUAUAGAUAUUGGUUCUGGUCCCUCCAUCUAUAAUAUACUGUCGGCCUGUGAAAAUUUCAAGCAGAUAUACCUUACAGAUUAUUCUGAAGACAACCUGCGGGAAGUAGGAAAAUGGCUAAAAGGUGAUAGUGAGGCCUAUGACUGGUCCCGAUAUAUAAAAUAUAUCUGUAACAUUGAAAACCACAGGUCCACAGAGGAGGAGAAGGCUGAAAAGAUCCGCAGGAAAGUCUCACUCAUGAAGUGUGAUGCCACCAAAGCCAAUCCCUUAGAGCCAAAUUCCCUUCCCCUGGCAGACUGUGUGAUUGUCGCCUCAUGCCUCAGCUGUGUUUGCAAGAAUGUUGAAGAUUUUAAAACUGUCGUACAGAAUGUUUUGUCUCUGCUCAGACCCGGGGGUCAUCUAAUUAUUACUGAUUACUUAAGGACCACAUAUUACACGAUCGGCGAGACAAAGUUGCCAAUUCUGUCACUUGAUGAAAAUAUGGUGCGAGAGGCGGUGGCUGAGAGCGGAUGUGAGAUUCAGGAGUUUACAACGUUUACUGACUUCAAUUAUCCAGAAGAGCUGUUUGAUUGUAAAGUAGUUUUCUGUCUUCUAGCCCGCAAACAUUGAAGCCAUAGACAUAGAGGGAAAAUAGAAAAAGUGGCAGGAGUAACGUCAAUGUCCUUUUUAAAUCAACUUUAUGGUAGACCAAGCCAGAUCUUUAGUUUUUAUUAGUUGUAGUUGUUUUAUUAACAUUCAUUAGCAGAUUACAAGCAGCAGCAGAUUUAUAUUGGUGGGUUUUAUUUAUGAUAGUGGGACUGUUUUUUUUUUAACCUUGCAUUGGGCAACACCACAGGGGCACUGGUAUGAACGGGCCCCUAAUCUUUGUGUUUGUGAACAUACUUGUAAAGAUCCGCACACAUUUACUUCUCUAAAUUCUGUGUGUAGUCACUAUGCCUGGCUGUGUCACACAUUUCAAAGAGCCUGCCUUCUGAACUACAGAGGGGAUGAGAGGAGGAGUUUCAGGAGGCGGAGUCAGUACAGGAAUCACCGCUUGCAGGCAGCAAGGUACUAUGGACAGUGCCAGAUUUUUCAGGCAUGUGCCCACCGGCAGUCCCGAUCCUGACCUCCCUGGGGCCCUAAGCAAAAUGACAUGGCACAUUAAAAA
Molecule: messenger RNA, 1534 nt
Organism: Rana temporaria (common frog)
Lineage: Eukaryota; Metazoa; Chordata; Amphibia; Anura; Ranidae
Product: nicotinamide N-methyltransferase-like
Exons: 4
Coding region: 214-996 (260 amino acids)
Cellular component (GO): cytosol
Molecular function (GO): N-methyltransferase activity
Source: RefSeq, a predicted model, not a curated record